UCUCUGGUCAUGUUCGUGUCUUUGGUCAUGUCUCUGGUCAUGUUCGUGUCCCUGAUCACGUUCACGCUCCCGUCUCCGGCCACGUCCCCCUCCACGUCCCUAUCACCUGCCCGCGUGUCUGCCCCCUCUGCCCUCGACAGGAGUUAGCUCUGCUCCGCGCGCACCAGCUGAUAGAGGCGACGCGCAACGUGGCGGAGAAGCUGUGCCCGGCUCACUCUCGAGUCCUCGACUUCUUCUGCGAGCGCGAGCAGCGGCCCCUGUGUCACGAGUGCUCCCUGAGCACCGAGCACCGGAUGCACCGGCACACGGCGCUGGAGGAGGCGUGCAGGGCCAAGCGGGUGCUCGUGGAGGCAAGGGUGAGACUGGUGGACAAUACGUCUGGUCUCCUGCAGCAGGAGACAGCCACGCUGAGCGAGGACCACACAAACAUUGUGAACCUCUCGGAGCGUUGCUCAUCUCAGCUGUCGAGGGCGUUUGAGGAGGCUCGGGCGAAGCUGUCUCGGCGAGAGGAGGAGGUGAUGGAGGAGCUACGGAACGAGGCGCAGCGAGCGCUCUCCCCCAUCGAGGUGUCCAUGGAGGAGCACGUGUCGGGCAUUGCGCGCCUCUCCAGCGUCAAGGACAGCCUCCAGGCCCUGCUCGCCUCGGAGGUGGACCCAGUCUCGUUCCUCAAGAUGCUGAAAGAUCAAGAUUUGAAUGAGAACCUGCAGACCGGCAGUGCUUUCAGGAGGAGUGAAAACAUUGACAACGCCUUGAGGCGGAUUGUGGAAAGGGCACUUGCAUCGCUGAACUCAGUGGCAGAAGACAGGACCAUUUCGACUCCACCCUCAUCGACCAGCGACGUUACUCCUGCACUGAUCCCGAUGGUCCCCCAGACAUCUCUCACCGUGCAGGACCUCGUCAAAAUAGGAGCCUUCACCGACAUCCACAGAGGACUGUACGAAAACCGCCAAGUGGCCAUCAAGAUUCGCAAAGACGGUAUCACCAACGAGCAGCUGCUUGAGGAGGGGCGAAUGAUGGGCGCCUUGCGGCACGACCGGCUGCUUGCCCUGCUUGCCAUGGUCUCCGAGUCUCCUGCCACCCUCAUCAUGGAGUUCAUGAGCAACGGAAAUCUUCUGGCCUUCCUCGAGAAGAAAUCUUCCUCCAACCGUGACCGUUACUACCUCAAAAUGGCUGCCGAGGUGGCCGAGGGGAUGCGCUUCCUGGAGGAAGAGGGCUGCGUGCACCUUGAUCUUCGUGCGGCCAACAUUCUUCUCGACGACGGCUUCGGCUGCAAGAUCGCGGGAUUCCAGCUCGUCCGCAAGCUCGCGGGCGAGGUGUAUCAAAUCAGUGAAGGAGAUAUGCUGCCCGCACGCUGGUGUGCCGUCGAGGCGUUCACUACCAAAGUCUGGACGUCCAAGUGUGACUCCUGGUCUUUCGGGGUGCUGCUCUUCGAGAUUUACACGGACGGCACCCUCCCUUACAAAGGGAAGACGCACAGGGAGGUGGUUGAGCUGCUGAAGCAGGGAACCCGCCUACCCCGUCCAAGCGUCUGCCCUGAUGCCGUGCACCGCGUCAUGUCCUCCUGCUGGCAUGAGGACCCACUGACGCGUCCCGACUUUGGCGAGAUGUACACCUCCCUGAGCUCACUCAUCCGGGCCUAAGCUCCACUUUCGGGUUGACACCUUUUUCACUGUAAUCCAAGCCUGGUACAGAGGAUGUCGUGUGUUUAAUCCCGACCCUGAUGGCCGUAUAUUUGAAGUUUGCAUGUUCUCUCUCGCUCCCCGCACUCGCGUUAAUUUUACUCUGGGUCCUCCGGUUUUUCCCUCCGCAUUU
Molecule: messenger RNA, 1812 nt
Organism: Petromyzon marinus (sea lamprey)
Lineage: Eukaryota; Metazoa; Chordata; Hyperoartia; Petromyzontiformes; Petromyzontidae
Source: RefSeq, a predicted model, not a curated record